Nannizzia gypsea CBS 118893 is the source of this 450-nucleotide messenger RNA. RefSeq lists its product as hypothetical. The record is from RefSeq and is a predicted model, not a curated record. The transcript has 4 exons. Bases 1 to 450 code for a protein of 149 amino acids. NCBI's taxonomy places the organism in Eukaryota, Fungi, Ascomycota, Eurotiomycetes, Onygenales, Arthrodermataceae.
AUGGCUGCAUGCAUGCAAGAAGCAGAAGAAGAAGAAGCAGACGCAGAGCCAGAGCCAGAGCCAGAGCCAGAGGCGAAGAAGAGAGGGCACCGGACAUACGCAUUGAUGGAAGGAUCUCGAUGUCCGGACUUGACUCGGGAUGCCAGUGUUUUUGCAGGUUUGAUGCCUGAGCAUGACAAAAGUCCGCCCUAUCUCGGCCUCUGCUUUGAGCAGCAUCGAAGUCGUGCCCCCAGCGCAGAGCAGAGGCAGAGUGGCUGGCAGACGGAAGGGUCUCUCCCCAUUCUGUUUACUCUCUUAAUGCCUAGCAUAUGGAACUAUAUCGGCUUUAGGUCGGGUCGUUAUAGCCACCACGCCCAGGACAAAGAAGUCAGUCUCCUUUAUCCUCUGUUCCCCCGCUCAGCCAGCGACGCCGAGUUACGGCUUCAAGCGCCUACCAAGCCUCUGACGUAA